GACCUCUCAUAGAUCCUUCAAUAGGCUAUCUCUGUCACAGAACAAUUUAAUGUGGGACGUUUGAGCCUGCGAUCUUGGCGGUACGACAAAGGCACCGGUAUGGCAGCAGAAAUUUUUGAGAAGCGGAAGACAAUCGAACUAAGAAAGAAACACGUUGGUCCAUCCUGCAAAGUUUUCUUCAGUCACGAUCCAAUCAAGAUUGUCCGAGCAAGAGGACAGUACAUGUACAAUGAGAAAGACGAAAGAUUCUUGGACUGCAUCAAUAACGUGGCCCACGUGGGCCACAGUCAUCCUGACGUAGUCAAGGCAGGAGCGAAACAAAUGGAGCUUCUCAACACCAACUCAAGGUUCCUGCAUGACAACCUAGUUCAAUAUGCCCAAAGGCUGCAAGCUACCCUUCCCGAAAAGCUCUCUGUCUGCUACUUUGUCAACUCCGGCUCAGAGGCUAAUGACCUCGCUUUGAGGUUGGCUUGGCAGCAUACUGGCCACAAAGACAUCAUCACACUGGACAACGCGUACCACGGUCAUGUGUCGUCACUCAUUGAUAUCAGCCCCUAUAAGUUUCACCAGCUGGCCAAUGCAGAGCAGAGCCAACACGUUCAUGUGGCCCCAAGUCCAGAUAUCUAUCGAGGCAAAUACAGGGAGGACCACCCAGACCCAGCGACAGCCUAUGCAGAUGACGUGCAAGACAUCAUCGCAAAGGCCCAUGCAAAGGGAAGAAAGAUCGCUGCUUUUAUUGCCGAGUCGCUGCAGAGUUGCGGAGGGCAAGUCAUUCCUCCUGUGGGCUACUUCCAAAAAGUGGCACAGCACGUGCGGAACGCAGGCGGCAUCAUCAUCGCAGAUGAGGUGCAAGUUGGUUUCGGAAGAGUGGGCACCCACUUCUGGGCUUUUCAGCUGCAGGGCGAGGACUUUGUGCCUGAUAUCGUCACUAUGGGAAAACCUAUUGGUAACGGGCACCCAAUGUCAUGUGUGGUAACCACAAGAGAGGUAGCAGAGAGCUUCAAGUCAUCCGGAAUGGAGUAUUUUAACACAUUUGGCGGUAACCCUGUAUCCUGUGCUAUUGGGUUGGCUGUGCUGGAUGUGAUUGAGAAGGAAGAUCUCCAAGGCAAUGCACUGCGUGUAGGAAACUAUCUAACUCAACUUCUGGAGGAGCAGAAGGAGAAACAUCCGUUGGUGGGCGACAUUAGGGGGCGUGGCCUGUUUAUUGGAGUCGAACUCGUGCGAGACCGAAUCAAGCGAACUCCAGCUACAGCAGAAGCUCAAGAAGUCAUAUACAAAUUGAAGGAACAGCAUAUCCUCCUUAGUGCAGAUGGCCCACAUCGCAACGUACUGAAGUUUAAACCUCCCCUGUGCUUCUCACGAGAAGACGCUGAGCUGGCCGUGGAAAAGAUCGACCUAAUUCUCGCAGACAUUGAAAAGGCCUUGGGGCUCCACAUGCCUGUUACAACAGAGUCUGAGAUGAGAGCAAAGAGAAAGGCAUCAUAUGAAGAAAAUGGAGACCGUCCUCAUACAAAUGGAAGUGAUCAUCAUAACCUGAUCUCUAACCCGCCUCCUACCUUGAAACCCACCAAGAGAAUAAGAACAUAAUGAAGACAGUGGCUGUUAAUUCACCGUGCCUUACACACGUGUGUGUAUCAGCGUUUGGCUGCAGGAGAUUCACAUGGAACAACAUAAUAUGAUUAGUGUUCAAUUCUGUGGUAUUAACUUCCAUGUUUUAAUGGAUUUCAGAAGUGUUUAGAUACUCAAACAUAUGCUGCAGGAUAUUUUAAAAAGGAAUUUUACGCUUUUGUUUCAACUUGAUCUUCAUCCAAUUUUUUUUUUUUUAAUACUUGUUUCGUAACCAGAUUCAGAUGUUAAACAGUAACUUCGUGUUAGUGAUGACGUGAUUCAAGUCAACCUAAAUAGUGUGAAAACACACCGAUGUGUUCUAGCCUGUUAGUUUUGCAUGGAACAGAAGUACACACAUGACAGUGAGAGAUGAAAAAUAUGCAAAUGAUUACAUCCGGAGUUAUCUGGAAGAAUCACGCCAUAGCGUAUGAUUAGUAUCAGCCCAUUCCAUUUCUUGUAAUCUUUUCCAGGCUUAAAUGCGCUCCCCAAAGCAAUGGCAGUCAAAUAAACUGAAUUGCAUCCA
Messenger RNA from Chanos chanos (milkfish), 2131 nucleotides. RefSeq names its product ethanolamine-phosphate phospho-lyase (gene etnppl). The transcript has 13 exons. Gene Ontology annotation, molecular function: pyridoxal phosphate binding; transaminase activity; ethanolamine-phosphate phospho-lyase activity. NCBI's taxonomy places the organism in Eukaryota, Metazoa, Chordata, Actinopteri, Gonorynchiformes, Chanidae. Gene Ontology annotation, cellular component: mitochondrion. The record is from RefSeq and is a predicted model, not a curated record. The coding region runs from base 100 to 1587 and encodes 495 amino acids.